Molecule: messenger RNA, 2491 nt
Organism: Megalops cyprinoides (Indo-Pacific tarpon)
Lineage: Eukaryota; Metazoa; Chordata; Actinopteri; Elopiformes; Megalopidae
Gene: bhlhe40
Product: basic helix-loop-helix family, member e40
Exons: 5
Coding region: 575-1804 (409 amino acids)
Biological process (GO): anterior/posterior pattern specification; circadian regulation of gene expression; regulation of neurogenesis
Cellular component (GO): nucleus
Molecular function (GO): protein dimerization activity; DNA-binding transcription factor activity, RNA polymerase II-specific; RNA polymerase II cis-regulatory region sequence-specific DNA binding
Source: RefSeq, a predicted model, not a curated record
GCACGUUUCGCUCCGGGUCGUUCUAUGUACUAGCAGCCGCUGUAAAGCAUGGUGGUACACGAGAUACGGUACCUCCAAUGACUAGCGACGAACGUUCUCGUGCGGAUCCUCCUUACCGAGAGAAAAUGGGCUGGUCCGAGUUCAGCUGAAAGCGCUGUCCAACACGUGAGGCUCAUGUGACGGAGGUAGGUCAGUUUCUGAGCGAGAGACGUGUCUGUAGUCACAGGGUUUAUUUAACACGUAGCUCAAUCCACCCACACUCAUACACUUAACAAGGGCUGCAGCUUCAGGAGUAUCACCGACAAGUCUUGCAUGGCAGGGUGGCAACAUCGUCGCGUGUCGCAAGUGCUCGAGAAAAAAUAAUAUCGGGGCAAAUAAAAAAGUAAAACAAAUAUAACGGCAAUUCAUUGAAAAUAAAUAGACAGAGGGCGAAAAGAAAACGUUAUUCCAAGGACAUAUUUUGGUGAACAUUUGUAGCACAACUAAGAUAAUAUUAUUUUUGUUUUCAUUUAAAUAAGUCGGUGGGAACAAACGCGGUUUUAUCGUCUAUUUCUGGGAUUCAAAAAGAAACAAGAUGGAAAGGAUUACAAGUGCGCAGCCACCUCCAUGUAUGGCAAAACAUCCGUCGCUGGAGAUCACUGACAUGCAAGGAAUUGAUUUUCCGAUGUACGUGUAUAAGCCUAGAAGAGGCAUGAAACGCGGAGAGGACAGUAAGGAAACUUACAAGUUGCCCCAUCGGCUAAUUGAGAAGAAGCGACGUGACAGAAUAAACGAGUGCAUUGCUCAACUGAAGGAUUUAUUACCGGAGCACCUUAAACUUACAACGCUGGGGCAUUUAGAGAAAGCGGUGGUGCUGGAGCUCACCCUCAAACACGUGAAAGCCCUGACCAGCCUCCUGGAACAACAGCAGCAGAAAAUCAUCGCAUUGCAGAAUGGCAUGCAAAUCAGUGAGCAGUCCCCGUCAAGCCCAGGAAGCAGCGAGGAGAUGUUCCGCUCUGGCUUCCACAUGUGCGCCAAGGAGGUUCUCCAGUUCCUGGCCAAUCAGGAGAGCGGGAGGGACAUGACACCCUCCCACAUGAUCAACCAUCUGCACAAGGUGGCGACGGAGCUGUUGCAGGGCUCGGCCAGCCCCUACGUGGAAGAACCCCCACACAAAGCGCCGGAGCGCAAGGAGAAGUUGGCGGGGGUGUUGCCCAAGGGCGCCGAGGUCCACGGCAAGAACUGUGUGCCCGUGAUUCAGAGGACCUUCGCGCACGGCAGUGGCGAGCAGAGCGGUAGUGACACGGACACCGACAGCGGCUACGGGGGCGAGCUUGAGAAACGGGACUCCAAAGCCCCGCGGCAGGCUUUCUACAGCAAGGAGAGCGAGCUCAAGUACGCGCUGGCCGAGAGGAUGGCGGGCGGCAUUAAGCAGGAGGACGAUGAGCCGCGGGCCAAGCGCCAGAGAGUCGAGUCCUCGGAGGACGAGUCGCUGUCUGGCGGGGAGAUGAUUGGUGGUGCCGGUGGCUACAUGAGCUUCUCCCCUCACCAGCCACCUCUCUGCAUGCCCUUCUACCUCAUCCCCCCUGCCGCCGCUGCCUACCUGCCCAUGCUGGAGAAGUGCUGGUACCCGGGAGGUCUGCCGGUCUUAUACCCAGGAAUGGGUGGGUCUGGUGCAGGCUUGUCCCCAGAGAAACACCCCUCAUCCCUUGUGAUGUCUCCCCGGGUGGGUUCCCCCACAACCCCACAGACCCCCAUGGACUCACCAGCUCUGCUCCAGGCAUUAAAACAAGUUCCCCCCUUGAACUUGGAAACCAAAGACUGAGAACGUUUUUUCUUUCAGAGCCCACACUCUGAAUUUGGAUGCUGUUGAGGGGGAAGAAAGAGCAAGAGGAGCCCCUUCCCUCAACAGCAGUGGCGGUAGCACCCCCCUCAACUUGCACCCUCCCCUCCAGGAACACGCAGCUGCACACCCCUCCAAACCCCCUCAAUCUCUCCACCCCCAACACCCUGAAAAAGAGACAACUUGGAGGAUGCUGAGACAGAGAUCCUGCUGUGUUGCACUGCGAGACACUGUGAAGAUGGCCAUUGUGAGGGGACUUUUAAGGAGAAUAUGGUUGAGAAUGGGAAAAGCACCGCUGCCCCUAUGCUGAAUGUCAUUGUAAUGUCUCUGAAUGUGAUGCACAAACAGCCCCCAACAAUCAGGACCUGCCCUUUGCACACACACUUCGGUUGAAUGUAAAAAAAAAAAAAAAAACAAAGACAAAAAAACAGUAGAUGCUGCCUCUGAAGUUUCUACAUGCUAUAGACUGGUGACAGGAGGCUCAGAGCCUCGUGCCUCUCAAGCUGCUGAAACGGAAACAGACCGUCCUUUCUGACCAGUUCACACCAAAUAAACCUGUGACGUUCUCACAGCAUUAGCUGUGCGUCUGAAAGGGUUGGCCAGAGCCAUCCCACAGAAUAGCACCACCCUUCCCAUUGCACCCACUAGCCCCCUGCCCCUCCCCACCCC